AAUAUUUUAUUAUAUAAGAGUCCACGCCGUGAAAACGCGGCUAGUACAUAACUCUUGACUCCCGCUAACCCAUUUCAGCUUUCUGCCGAAGUCCAUGUCAAACCUGGGCCCACGCCCACCUCAGGCCACCCCUUUAUAUCCCGUCCCUCCUGUUGACCCAUUUCAUCUCACCCCAAAUCCGCCAUGACCGACAAGGAGCAGGCCAAGCCCUUGGCCGCCGCGGCCAACCGCUCACCCCCCGUGGACGAAGAGGACCCCGCCGUCGUACCCGUGCAUCCCAAAAUCCGACGCCGGAGGAGAUGCAUCAAGUGCUGCGGCUGCCUCACCGCCGUCAUCCUGAUCCUCGUCGUCGUCGUCGUCAUCCUCGCCUUCACCGUGUUCAAAGUCAAAGAUCCCAAGAUGAAGAUGAACUCCGUCUCAAUCCAACAGCUGGAAGUGACCCUCCCCAGCGGCAACAACCCCAGGCCCACCAUAAACCUGACCCUCGUCGCUGACGUGUCCGUGAAGAACCCCAACGCGGCGUCGUUCAAGUUCGGGAACACCGCGACCACCGUCUUCUACGGCGGGACGGAGGUUGGGCAGGCGUGGACGCCGCCGGGACACGCCAGGGCGCGGCGGACGCUGCACCUGAACGUGACGGUGGGCGUCGACCCGCAGAAGAUCCUGGGCGUGGGUAGCCUGGGGAGUGAUCUGAUAGCGGGGGAGCUGACGGUGAGCACGGUGACGAUGGUCGGCGGGAGGGUGAAGGUAAUCGGAAUAAUUAAGAAACACGCGGAUAUCAGAAUGAAUUGCGAUAUUACGAUCAGCAUUAGCGAGCGGGAUAUUCAGAAAUAUGACUGUACGCGGCAUGUUUCGCUCUAGGAAUUAAUAGGAAUUGGGUAUGUAUGUAAUUGAGUAAUCAUGUAUUCUUGUUUUUUAUUUUUGUUUAUGUUUUGGUAUUAAUUUUAUAAUGAUUAACACUAUUUUAUAAAGAGUGUAUUGUCUCCACAUGUUAAAAAAUAAUUAAUAAAGUGAGAUAUUAUCCUCUUA
Molecule: messenger RNA, 1029 nt
Organism: Malania oleifera
Lineage: Eukaryota; Viridiplantae; Streptophyta; Magnoliopsida; Santalales; Ximeniaceae
Product: late embryogenesis abundant protein At1g64065-like
Exons: 1
Coding region: 184-861 (225 amino acids)
Cellular component (GO): plasma membrane
Source: RefSeq, a predicted model, not a curated record